AUGGCGCCCAGCCGCCAGUCUAGAUUACAAGGUGGUGUCAAGAUGCUGGGCAUUUCCGCAUACAAGUACAUAUCCCAGGGAGUUCCUGUUUCCCCCGGACCGCUGGUUCUGUUCCCAAGUAUAUCCCAGCCAUCUUCUGCGAGUACUCGUCUUCCAGCAUUCUCUUCGCGUAUCCAGCGGCCCCCCUGCACACUGAGAAGCCCACUCAACAAUAACUGGGUGUCCUCUCUCUCUUUCUCUCUCUCACACACAGCAGCGUUUCCAGGCGAAUCUCUGCCUUCCCAAAACCCGAUCUUCUGUACAGCAUAUCUCCCGGACUCGAACGACUUCCACCACAACACUCAAGAUGCGUACCUACUUCUUGCUUGCGGCACUUCCUCUCCUGGCCUCGGCCUGGUCAGAGCAUACUCUCCUCACACGCGCAACUGGCAACGCAACAUCAUGCGACUCCGGCGACAAAGUCUGCGGCGCGUACUGUAUCCCCAGUGA
This is a messenger RNA of Exophiala xenobiotica, 489 nucleotides long. RefSeq lists its product as uncharacterized. Lineage: Eukaryota; Fungi; Ascomycota; Eurotiomycetes; Chaetothyriales; Herpotrichiellaceae. The transcript has a single exon. The coding region runs from base 1 to 489 and encodes 162 amino acids. The record is from RefSeq and is a predicted model, not a curated record.